This is a messenger RNA of Jatropha curcas, 1770 nucleotides long. Its product is annotated as metacaspase-3. The record is from RefSeq and is a predicted model, not a curated record. Gene Ontology annotation, biological process: proteolysis. Gene Ontology annotation, molecular function: cysteine-type endopeptidase activity. Gene Ontology annotation, cellular component: cytoplasm. Lineage: Eukaryota; Viridiplantae; Streptophyta; Magnoliopsida; Malpighiales; Euphorbiaceae.
CAAAGAUUACAAGCAUCUGGUUCUUUACAACUCCUCCAAGAAAUCGAAUGUCACUUCGUUUGACAAAAAACAGUUCUUGCCACAAUCAAUCAUUUAGUUUCAAUAAAUAAAAGUAAUGCCUUUUUUUUAAUCGCCAUUUCCAUGUGUAUAUAUAUGUGUAUAUACGUGAGAUGUUUUAUAAUCUAUCUUUCUUAAUUAGAACAGAAGCUAGUAAGCAAUGGCAAGCCGAAGAGAAAGAUGCAGCUGGUGUGGUGUGCAGCUAAUUGUGCCACCAGAAGCUCAAACCAUUAGAUGUGCAGUGUGUCAAGCCAUCACGAGGGUUCAGCCCUAUGACACCUUGGCUCAAGUCCGUGACACUAUAAACCAGACAGCUACACGGAUCAUUAACAUGGUGACUGGUCCUGGAGCGGCGGCUGGGAAUUAUGGUUAUGGUUAUUAUGUUCAACCGCCAAGACCGGUGCUUUUGCCUCUUCCUUCUGCGCAUGGGAGGAAAAGGGCAGUGCUUUGUGGGGUGAGUUAUAAAGGGAAGAGUUAUAAGAUAAAAGGAAGUAUUAAUGAUGUUAGGUGCAUGAGAUACCUUCUAGUUGAGAAGAUGGGGUUUCCUACCGACUCUAUACUAAUGCUUACAGAAGAUGAGAAAUGCCCACUCAAGAUCCCAACAAAAGAGAACAUAAGACAGGCAUUAAGAUGGCUUGUUCAAGGAUGUCAACCAGGAGACUCUUUAGUGUUUCAUUUCUCAGGCCAUGGUUCCCAAGUGCCAGACACGGACAUGGAUGAGGUUGAUGGGUUAGAUGAAACUUUAUGUCCUCUUGAUUAUGAAACUGAAGGAAUGAUAAUUGAUGAUGAAAUUAAUGAGACCAUUGUAAGGCCAUUGCCAAAAGGAGCUAUGCUUCAUGCCAUCAUUGAUGCUUGCUAUAGUGGAACCAUACUUGAUCUACCAUUUGCAUGCAAGAUGAACAGGGAUGGAUUUUAUACAUGGGAAGAGCAAAUUUGUACAUCAGGUCCUUACAAAGGAACAAGUGGAGGGCUAGCCCUCUGUUUCAGCGCUUGUAAUGAUGAUCAAAUUUCUGUGGAUACUACAGCAUUAGCAGGAAAUGCAUCAACUGGUGCCCUGACUUACAGCUUUAUACAAGCAGUGGAAAAUGAACCUGGAUUAACAUAUGGUCGCUUGCUUAAUGCCAUGCGCCAAGCAAUUCGUGGAGCUAAAACAGGCGGAUUACGCCUAAGUGGUCCUAUUGCUUCUCUAAUAAACAGAACAUUAUUCAACACUGAGAUAACACAGGAACCGCAGUUGUCUUCUUCUGAGAAAUUUGAUAUUUACUCCAAACAAUUUUUACUGUAAUAGAUAUUGGCUAUGGUUGUUAUGUAGGCUUGCUUGCAAGAUUGGUCUGAUUAGAUAAAGGUUAAGGCCUGUUUGGUGCAAAUGCAUUCCAUGAAAUUUUGUGGAAUUGGUUUUGAUUUUUAUGUUUGUAUAUUGGAGAUAAAUGAAAAUUUUCAUUUUAUUCCUAAAAAAGCUAAAAUUUAUGACAUUUAUGUAAUUGAACCAAAUUCUAUAUUUAUAAAUGUAUUGUGCAAUUUGAACUCAUUUAGACAAAAGAGGCGUAAUGUAAGUAAUGAAUAUGAAAUUAUUUCUUAAAAAACAAUAAUUCAUAUGUGAAUUUGAAUACUAUUAAUAUAUAUUAUUAAUAGACUAUUAAUAUAGAAUAAACACACCUGCAGCGAGAGGCGAAAAGCCUUAAGUGUGACUAAAUCCCGAGUCGGAUUAGGCGG